AUGCCGUCGACCGUUUUUACUACAAAACCCAAAUCGGUUAAAUUUGAAGAGAAAAGACAAUCAGUGGGUAAGCUUAAAUGUCAAGUUGUUCUUUUAGACAAUUCGCUUUUCGUGGCGACAUUUGAGAGAAAGUCAACAAAAGGACAAGAGCUUUUCGACUGCGUUUGUGAAAAACUGUCGCUGCCGCCAAAUGGGAGGAACCACUUCGGUCUGCAAUUUGUUGACGGGGUUGAUGGAGAACUAACGUGGUUGGAUUUCGACAGACAAGUAAGACCACAGCGUAAAAAACCUUACUCCUUUCAAUUUGCAGUCAAAUUUUAUCCGUCUGAUGUAAGCAGUGUGCCCAACGAAGUUCUUGACCUUUUGGUUUUACAAAUCAAAGAUUCCCUGAUUCGAGGGAAAUUUGUUACCUCCGUCAAUGAACACGCUCUCUUGGAUGGCUUCUUUGCCCAAGCUAUUCUGGGUGAUUUUAAACCCAAGAUUCACAAACGUGGAUACUUAGAGGACUUAUUGGGAUCAUUUUUCGCCCAGCCUAAUGGGAUAAACUCGGACUAUGAAAUAAGCGAAGAUAAAUAUGAAACUAUGGUUCAUACUUCGCAUCGUUCGCACAAGGGACUGACUACUUGCGAAGCGAAACUGGGUUUUUUGGAGAUCGCCAAAAGUCUUCCCUUCUACGGUAUGUCGUUACACCAUGGGGCAACGGAUAACAACGGGAACGCAGUUCUGUUAGCUAUUUGCAACACGGGACUUCUUGUCCUCGCUGUAGAUAACUUUGGAAUCCCCGGAAAUACGAUUGAAAACUUCCCUUGGCACGAGAUUAUCACAAUGGUUGAUCAGAACAGGAAAUUAUAUGUUGUUGUUUACUCUGAGGAAAGAAAAGAUGGAGGGAGUUUUUCGUACAGAUUUCACGGUCAUUUCGGUCACAAGGCCGCCCAUAGAGUAGUCAACGAUGCUUUGGAGUAUCAGGCAUUUUACUACAAGCCGGAGAAAAAGUUAGUGCGACGAAGCAAGUCCUUUGGAGAGGUCGAUUCUCAUUUGGUGAAUGUCGGGCAGUUUCAGAGGAAUGACCGAAAGUACGCAACCACAACAGGGAAGAUUCGUAGCCGUGGUUCCUUAAAGAAAUUCACAGAUUCUAUUAAGAGAAAGAUGCCACGGAGACAGAGAAGUGUAAAGCUGUCAAAUUCAGCCAUCGAGGACAGUCCUGCUUCAAACAGCCAAGAUACCAGCACCACAAGUUCAAUGACCUAUGUGUAAACGUAUAUUCAUAGCGUGAUUGAGGUCUUGAAUUUACAUGUUUUCAACUGCCUUCUUUACGGAUGAUCGAAGUGACAGAUUCAUUGUACGUUUUAAAGUAGUGCAUACAGUCAAAAACCUUUUGCUUCAAUGGAUACCCAUUGUUUUGCACAGUGUGUUGCUAAAAGCAAUGAUAUGAAAUAUUGACUUAAGAUAUUUAUAAAGACGUUUGAUUGCUAUUAUUUUAAAUGGAGCUUUAUGAUAAACUCUCUGCUGCAUUUUCUCGAUUAAUCACCAUUUGAGUGAACACUCUUUAUUGAUCUAAAACCUGGCCUGAACUUGGUGUAUUUAAGAAAGCUGAAUUGGCUCUGACUUUUAACCUACACAUAUAACAGCCCAUCACAUUAGGGCGGAAUAUUAUUACAACUUGAUUGGUAAUUUUGUUGCACUGUUGGAAGAGAGCAUGAGGCAUUGCAGCAGUUGAGGUUGCUUACUCAAACACCUCCUCAAAUGAAUGUUUUCUGGCUUGUGGCAGUAACCAUUGCCGGAUGCUUGUAUAGCUGAAGUAACCAUAUUUGCAAUACCAAAAAUGUGGCAAAAAAACUCAUUUUAGGAGUUGUUUAUCUAGAGAAUGGUUUCAAUGGAUGGUUGCCAGGAGUGACUCACUCACUCCACUCAAAUGUCCAAUUGGCCUUUUCCUUGUAACUCGUUACACCUGUAACAUUCCAGGAGUAUUUCUACUGUUCACAGUUUUCUAAGCUUUGCAUUAAACCUUGUAAGAGAAAAACAGAUUUUCGUGAUUCAGUAUGUACAGUACAAUGUAUUCUCAGGGCUGUCAGUAAGAUUUCAAGUUGCUGUUGGUAAGCCAUUAGAAGGUGGGAUCAAACAUCUAGGAAGUCCAUUUGGUUCUAUUUUCCUUUGGUUUCGUCAUGGUUUGUACAAUCUUGAAAAGUUCUUGAAAUUAAGUAUUCAUGUUGAAAAGUACUUGAAUUUAGUUAAGGUCCUUGAAAAGUACUUCAUUUCUUUAUUAGGCCAUGAAGAGUCCUUGAAAUUCACUACCUUGUCUACGCCAGCCACGAUUUUCUGUAAAACAAGAUUAUUUUGCUGAGGAAAAUUUGGCUCAUCAUCGAUGUAAGAACCUGUAAAACUCACGGAUAACUUGUACGUAAACAAUAUUUCAUUUCUGUUUCUUGUAAUAUUUUAUUUCUAUUCUGUACCUCAGAUGAAAAUUCAAAGUCAUUUUUUGCAAAGUGUUGUUGUGGAAAGUAGUAUAAAAUGAUGUGUACGAACCAUGUUCUUAUGAAUGUAGGUGGGGUUCAUGUCAAUAAAAGGCCUGGGAAAUCUCCAGCCUUAGUAUUUCCAUCAAUAGUAGAAUAAUAAUAAUAUUAGUAUUAAGAGUUUUGCUGUUGGCAUGCUUUACGCAUAAUUUUGAUGGAAAUCAUUCAGGAUGGAAAUUUCUUUGAUAUUGAUGCUACUUUGUUACUUGAACUUAACUGACUAUUUCUCAAGAGGCGGUCAUUUAGCUCUUAUUUAUAUUGUAUUUAUUUAAUUUGUAGAAUGUUCUUCCAGUAAAUAGAUGAUGGAUUAUUUCUAUCUGCACAAAAGCAUAUAACCAGGGUUAUAUACCUCUAAUCUUCGUCAAUAGGGAGUUAAUAGCAGUUACGACAACAACCCAAGGAAAAUCUACCUGAAGAAACAAAUCUUGCUUUUUCAUUUUAAUUUUAAAUUGUACCUAUUUGUUUUUUUUUAAGUAUCUGGAAUGCUAAGGUUCACAAAAUAACUCUGUAUGGAAGAGUUUCAAAUUUACUGUGAGACAUCAUGAUUGUUAAUGUAGAGCACCCUUAGCAGAAUGAAACAGAAUAUGUACGCUUGUGUAAAAGCUUGUUUUGCUUGCCAUUCUUAUGUAAUAAGAUUACAUUACUUUGUGGUAUUGUUACCUGCCAUCAUGGUCAUGAUUGCUAGAAACUCCUUAUUGUUUGAACUUGUUGGUAGAAUAUACAUGUAAUUUUGUGGUUUUACUAUUUUUCUCAUUCAAUUUAAUGCUUGCUAAAUUGUGCGUUGUUUUGCACAGUUGUGUUGUAAACACAGUUUCCUUAAACAAGUCAUACAGGAUGUUUACAAUUUACAUGUAUUACUAUGUGCUUUUUAUGAAGGCAAUUUCAGUAUUGCCAUUGAACUUUGACAUCAUGUCUUUGAAAAAAUUACCUCAAUGUAUGUUAUGUGGUAUUCACAUUGAGAAAACGGAAGAGUUGAUAACGUUAUUACAUUAUUAUUUGAGAUUAAAUUAUUAUUUAAGAUUAUCAAAAUUCUAAUAAAAAGGACAGGAUUU
This is a messenger RNA of Porites evermanni, 3562 nucleotides long. NCBI's taxonomy places the organism in Eukaryota, Metazoa, Cnidaria, Anthozoa, Scleractinia, Poritidae. The record is from the annotation of a GenBank genome assembly.